ACUGCCUGCGUGAUUUUGGCAUUUUGUCUACGACUUCUGAAACCUUGAUCCGAACUCAGGUCUUCGCACCCCUGGUUGCACUCUUGGUGCCAGGUCACAUUUCUAGCGGAUGACUGCAUGUCGAGAAAGUGUUAGAUGGUCCGAAUCUCGCCCUCAGUGCUGACAAAGGCGACGACGGCUGCUGCUUCCACAGCAACUCCCCGCCCCGCAUGCUCUCGAGGGCGCCCCUGCCGCUCGCAAACUAGCGUGUUCCGUUCGAGGCACCGCAUGGGUCACUGGUAGAGCUGUUUCGUUCGGGCACGGAUCGGCUUCAGGUCAGCGACGCCACGAUGGACGGCGGCGGCGAGGACUGCGUGUACUUCGGGCGCGCGCUGGAGCGCGUGGAGGACGUGGGCGUGCGGAAGCUGCGCGCGGCAGUGGCGGAGGGGCGCGCGAAGCAGAUAGUGCCGGUGUGGCAGCAGGAGGCGCGCGACGACGCGGGCAGGCGGCGCUUCCACGGCGCGUUCACGGGGGGCUUCUCGGCCGGCUACUUCAACACCGUCGGGACCAAGGAAGGCUGGGAGCCGGCGUCGUUCCGGUCGUCGCGCUCCAACCGCGCGGAGCGGCACGAGCAGCGGGUGGCGGAGCUGAUGGACGCGGACGAGCGCGACGAUGCGGAGCGCGCGGCCGUGGCGGUGCACAGCGCCUUCGACACCUUCGGCUUCACCGCCGCUGAGCUGGCGCGCACACACGCACUAGCGGACGGUGGCCGCCGCCCGGCCGUGAUCCCUGGGGGCAUGUUGGAGGAGCUGAUGGCCCCCGUGGCGGACUCCGUCGGCAAGGCGCUGCUGCGGCGGAUGGGUUGGAGAGAGGGCAGGGGCGUGGGGCCUGACGAGGUGGCAGCUUCCAGGAAGGUGCAGCGCGAGGGAAGAUGGGCGAUGCUGGCGCUGGCAGGGGCAGCAGCGGCAGAAGCAGCGGUGUUGGAACACCUGAGGGCGCCCAAGAGGGACACACAGGGCGUGGGGUUUGACGCCUUCAAGGGCGCUCACGACGUGCGAGAGCACAGGCAAAGGGCAGCAGGAGGUGCGAGAAGGGGAGGGGAACGUUCUGGGGGAAGGGCGGCAGGUGGGGGGGGGAGAGGGGGAGGAGGGCGGCAGUCGCUGUUUGGGGCGGGCAGUGGGCGGCUGGCGGGGGGGUUUGGGAUUGGGGCUCUGGAGGAGGGUGGGGCGGAGGACGAGGACAUCUACGACGCGGAGAUCCCCGCGGGCGACCUGCACGAGGUGCACGACGAGGACGAGGAGGAAGCGGGUGUGCGAUUUCGAGGAGGGGGCGGGGCAGAGGCAGAGGGCAGGCAGGGGCGGCGCGGGGAGCAGCAGGGCGCGCCGUGGAUGGGCGGCCUGGAGGCCCUGGAUCAGGCGCGGGGGAGCAGCGGGCACAUGCUGCGGGGCUUCUGCGAGGGGCGCCUGGCCGUGGAGGAGUGCAAAUGGUACACUCCCCCCCACGUGCCCGCCUCCUUCACACCACACCACACCUUCCCCUCCUCCCCCUCGCCCCUCUCCACCGCACCUGCUUCCACCACGCCAGCACCGCCCCCAGCAGCCCCCCCGGAGGACCCUUCUCUGCGUGCAGCCGUAGAGGGCGUGGCAGCCAUGGUGGCGCGCUGCGGGGCGCACGUGGAGGGGGUCAUGCGCGCGCGCGCCAGGGGGGGGAGGGGCGAGGGGGAGAAGGGAGGAGAGGGCGGUGCAGCCCAGCAGCUGUCGUUCCUGGUGGGCGGGGCGGGCAGCGCGUACUAUGAGCAGCGCGUGUGGGAGCUGAGGGAGAGGCAGAGGGCGAGAGAGGGCGGGGCAGCAGCGGGCGUGGCAGCGGGGAAGGCUUGUGGGAGUGGGAAUGGUGCGGUGCGGCUGGGCCCUGACGCCCGCGGCAUGAUGCUGGGCGAGCACCCGCUGCCUGCCUUGAAGCCCCCCCUUGCAUCGGCACCACCAGCAGUGCCUGCGUCUGCCCCUGCCUCCGCCCCUGCACCUUCCUUUCUUCCUCCCCCCGCCCCUGCCGUUUCGCCCUUCCAGCAGCACGGGGCGGUGGCUGAGCUGGCGGCAAUGAUGGCGUCGCGCUUCCACAGCAGCGGGCACGAGGAUGGGAAGGCCAAGCGCGGCAUGGCCACUGAGAGGGCGGCGGUGGGUGCUGCUGCUGCGGCAGGGGCAGAAGCAGCGCUGGCAGGGGCAGGCGCAGCAGGGAAUGCGGCAGCAGCAGGGGUGGCACCGGUGGUGGCUCGGCGGCGGGAGGAGGCGUGGCGGCCGCUGCCUCUGCUAUGCAAACGAUUCAACCUGCCGGACCCGUUUGCAGGGAAGGCCCCUCCUCCCCCCCUCCAUCGCCCGUCGCAGCUCGACACGCUCACCUCCUUCCCUCAGACCCGCCCCUCAGCUGCUCCCACCCCCACCCCUCCCUCCUCCUUGCCGCUCCUCUCCCUCCCUGCCCCCCCCUCUGCUGCUGUGACCGCUGCUACUGCUGGGCGUUACGGGGGAGUUGAGUGGGAGGAGGAUAGAAACAUUGGAGAAGUCGGGGGGGAGAGGAAGGAGGAGGAAGGGGAGGAGGAGGAGGAGGAGGGGCGGGAGGUGGCGGAGGCCAUUGAGAACCGGCCCAUGGAUCUCUUCAAGGCCAUCUUUUCAGAUAAGGAAGAUGAAGAUGACGAUCCCCAUGCCACGUCAGCAGCACCGGCUGGCAUUGAUGACGUGGCGGCUGCAGAAGCUGCCACGCGGGCGCUGGCCCGGCUGGAGGCGGGCGACUUCCUGGAGGGGCUGGGCGAGGAGCUGGGGCUGCAGGUGGACCUGGGGGAGGAGGCAGCGGGUGGUGAGCCGGAGGGCGGGAAUGGUGGUGCUGGCACAGCAGGGAGUGCAGAGGAUGUGGCGGCUGCAGGGGGGGAGGAAGGUGGGAGGGAAGGCGGUGGAGAGGCGGCUGGUCGGAGCGGGUGGAGUGAAGGGCGAGGGGGGGAGGAGGAGAGAGAGACACAGCAAGGAGGCAGUGCAGGCCGUGUGGAUGACGCAUGGGGUGGCACAGGGGAUGGUUUUAUUGGGAUUUGUGCACCUGCUGCAGUGGGGGAAGGAGGAGGUGCUGUGAAGAGGAAGAAGCGCGUGCUGACAUCAUCAUCAUCGUCUGGUUCGGAUUCAGAGAGCUCUUUGUCUAAGGGAAGGGAAGAGAGGAGGAGGCGGAAGGAGGAUGGGGAGAAGAAGAGAAGGAAGAAAUGGUCACAUGCGAGUGAUUGGGAGAGGAAGCGACGGAGGCGAAGGAGGAGGAAAGACAGUGCAAGCGACGAGAGUGAAGAGUCAGUUGAUGCGGAGAGGAGGAGGAGGAAGAAGCGGCACGGGAAGAAAGCAGCACGGAGCAAGCGACACAUGAAAAGCCAUCUCAGCAGCGAGAGCAAUGGGAGCAGCAGUGAGGGUGACUACUCUGGGCGUGACAAAAGUGAGAGGCGGCACAAGAGCAAGCGACGACAUGGUGAGAAGAGGGAGCACUAGAGGCGAAGGCACUGACAUCAGGGGCUAUGUGUGGCUUGGAUUCACGCUUAAGGGUGACCAGCAGUCAGGGCGUCUCACCCUCAUGCUGAAUGGCGUGUGGUAUUUGUGGGAUGUACGGUACUGACAAUCAUUAGUCUCAAAGAAAAACUGAAUGAUUGCAUAGAGGGAGAGAACAAGUGUAUAUACCUAAGAGUGUUGUACCCUCUAAGAGAAAAACUGAAUGAUUGCAUAGAGGGAGAGAACAAGUGUAUAUACCUAAGAGUGUUGUACCCUCUAAGAGGUGACCCUAUACAGUCUAUA
Messenger RNA from Closterium sp. NIES-67, 3788 nucleotides. NCBI's taxonomy places the organism in Eukaryota, Viridiplantae, Streptophyta, Zygnematophyceae, Desmidiales, Closteriaceae. The record is from the annotation of a GenBank genome assembly.